Messenger RNA from Cololabis saira (Pacific saury), 1940 nucleotides. RefSeq names its product phosphogluconate dehydrogenase (gene pgd). The transcript has 13 exons. Gene Ontology annotation, cellular component: cytosol. Gene Ontology annotation, molecular function: phosphogluconate dehydrogenase (decarboxylating) activity; NADP binding. Bases 140 to 1591 code for a protein of 483 amino acids. The record is from RefSeq and is a predicted model, not a curated record. NCBI's taxonomy places the organism in Eukaryota, Metazoa, Chordata, Actinopteri, Beloniformes, Belonidae. Gene Ontology annotation, biological process: pentose-phosphate shunt; pentose-phosphate shunt, oxidative branch.
CCUCUCUGUCACGUUCAGAUGAGAACCAUUGAAGGAGGAAGUGAAAAACGAGUUGAGGAAAACCUUUAAGGGAGCUGCAGCGUGAUCUCGACUGUCAUUUAAAUUCUUUUUACCUGCUCACCUUCACCCCCGGAGAACCAUGGCUCAGGCAGAUAUUGCGCUCAUUGGCUUGGCUGUCAUGGGCCAGAACCUCAUCAUGAACAUGAACGACCACGGCUUUGUGGUAUGUGCCUUCAACAGAACCGUGUCCAAGGUGCACGACUUCCUGCAGAACGAGGCCAAAGGCUCCAAGGUGAUCGGAGCAGAGUCCCUGCAGGACAUGGUGUGCAAGCUGAAGAAGCCCAGGAGAAUCAUCCUGCUGGUCAAGGCCGGACAGGCUGUGGACGACUUCAUCGACAAGCUGGUUCCUCUUCUAGAGGCCGGCGACAUCAUCAUCGACGGUGGCAACUCUGAAUAUAGAGACACAACUCGACGGUGUAGGAGUCUGAAAGAGAAAGGCUUGCUGUUCGUCGGCAGCGGCGUGAGCGGUGGGGAAGAAGGUGCACGAUACGGACCGUCACUGAUGCCGGGUGGACAUAAAGAGGCCUGGCCGCACAUAAAAGAUAUCUUCCAGAGCAUUGCAGCCAAGGUUGGAACAGGAGAGCCUUGCUGUGACUGGGUUGGAGACGAGGGUGCUGGACAUUUUGUGAAAAUGGUCCAUAAUGGCAUUGAGUAUGGAGACAUGCAGCUGAUCUGUGAGGCCUACCACCUGAUGAAGGACAUUCUGGGUAUGGACCAUGCUGAGAUGGGCCAGGUUUUCGACAGCUGGAACAAGACGGAGCUGGACUCCUUCCUCAUUGAGAUCACAGCCAACAUCCUUAAAUACAGGGAUGCCGACGGCACGCAUCUGCUGCCAAAGAUCCGCGACAGCGCCGGACAGAAAGGGACGGGGAAGUGGACGGCCAUUUCAGCGUUGGAGUACGGCACACCCGUCACUUUGAUCGGGGAGGCUGUCUUUGCCAGAUGCCUGUCCUCUCUAAAGGAUGAGAGAGUGGAGGCGAGCCGCAGCCUCACGGGGCCCCAGGGAGUGAAAUUCAGCGGUGACAAGGCCGCAUUCCUGGAAGACAUUAGAAAGGCCCUCUACGCCUCCAAGAUAAUUUCCUACGCACAAGGUUACAUGCUGCUGCGGCAAGCAGCCAAGGAGUUCGGCUGGUCGCUGAGCUACGGCGCCAUCGCUCUGAUGUGGAGAGGAGGCUGCAUCAUCAGAAGUGUUUUCCUGGAAAAAAUCAAAGAGGCAUUUGACAGAGACAGUGACCUGCAGAACUUGCUGCUGGACAAUUUCUUCAGUAACGCUGUGCAAGACUGUCAGGAAUCAUGGCGGAGGGCAAUCAGCACUGGGGUUCAGCACGGCAUCCCCAUGCCGUGUUUCACCACCGCUUUGUCCUUCUACGACGGCUACCGACACGAGAAGCUGCCCGCCAACCUGAUCCAGGCCCAGAGGGACUACUUUGGAGCCCACACGUAUGAGCUGCUCUCAGAUCCAGGUCAUUUCAUCCACACCAACUGGACAGGCCACGGUGGAAAUGUCUCCUCUUCCUCCUACAACGCUUAAACAUUGCCCCCCCCCCCAUCGUUCAAAAACCCAGACAAGAUGGAAGGCGAGGACAAAGGGACCACCUUUCUAACCUCCCUAACGAUUCACCCAACUUUCUACUCCCCUCAGAGACUUGUCGUUAUUAUUUAUCAAAGAUUUGAUUCAUAUAUAAUUUGCGUUACAAACCUCUCUCCUUCAUGUGUGUUCUGAUGUAGUGGCAGUCACUAGUGUGGUGGGGAACAACAAAGUGUCGUGGAUGUCGCACUAAGGUCAUGUUGGUCCAGGCUUCACCGCGUUAACACUGGAUUAAGGGGAAAUGUUACACUGUGCUGCAAUAGGCUAAAUAAAGAUUUCAAUCCCUUUAUAA